Styela clava is the source of this 2747-nucleotide messenger RNA. RefSeq lists its product as uncharacterized. Lineage: Eukaryota; Metazoa; Chordata; Ascidiacea; Stolidobranchia; Styelidae. The record is from RefSeq and is a predicted model, not a curated record. Gene Ontology annotation, molecular function: sulfotransferase activity.
AACGAUUCGUAGUUGCGACGACUAAUUCUUUCAGGUAUUUCAUAUGCAGCUUCAGUAUUUUGGAAUAAAAGUGCUAUGAUGAUGUUUUUAAUGGUUACAGGAACCACAAUGGCAUUGUUUGGCGUCAUUGCUUACAUUAAGUUGAAGUCAAUGAGGCCAGUCGACAGAAUGCGACUACUGCUGUCAAUUGUCGUGAAACUGAAAUUUUUUCAACUGAUUAAAAUGUUGGGACUGGAUUCACGGAUGAGGCCGAACCUAAUACACUCUAAAGCUUCAAAUGGCUUCAAAUAUUUAUUGCCUCCAACGUUUGCUCCAGCAAUUGAAGAAAUUUUAACAUUCAAAGUGAGAGAGGAUGACGUAUACGUCGUUACAUACCCCAAAGCAGGGACGACUUGGAUGCAGGAGAUAACGUGGCUGAUAUGUAACGAUUGCGAUAUAGAUGGGGCAAAAAAGCAAUCAAUAACAAUGAGAUUCCCGAUGAUAGAAGCUGUUGAUUCUCCCAUGAUCAAGGGAAUUCAUACACUGGAAGCUUGGCCAGAAAAUAAGCAGAGACUGAUAAAGACUCAUUUGCCGUAUGAACUGCUGCCAGCAGAUAUAGGAAACGGCAAAAAAUGUAAAAUAUUGUACGCAGCAAGAAAUCCAAAAGAUUUAUGCGUUUCGUUUUAUCAUUUUCACCGUAUGCUCCCAACAGCACCAAACCCAGGAACAUGGGAACAAUUUCUUACCAAAUUUUGCACUGGAAAUGUAGCAUAUGGGAGUUGGUUUGAUCACACUUUGAAAUUUUGGGAGAAAUAUCAAGAGGACAAGGACAGAAUAUAUUUUGUCACUUACGAAGAUUUGAAGAAAGAUCUUCGAAAAGAAGUUGAAUCAAUAUCAAAAUUUCUUGAAAAAAAAUUGUCAGAACGACAAUUGGACGUUAUUUCCGAACAUUGUACAUUUGACAGCAUGAGUAAAAACAGAAGCACAAACAUGUCAGGAAAAAAUAAUAUUACCACCAAAAAGUCAAAGUUCAUGAGAAAGGGACAAGUUGGUGAUUGGAAAAAUCAUUUCACGAUAAAUCAAAGUUCAGCUUUUGAUGAGAUGUAUGAAGAAAAAAUGAAAGGAACAGGACUGAAUAUUCCAUUCCACCGAAUUAUCUACUGUAAAUCAAUAUUUAGAAGAAAAAUGAUGUUAGAGUUAGGAGUUUCCGUGACCGCAUCUGCCUUGUUCGCUGCCAUUGCCUACUUCAAAUUGAAGUCAAUGAGAAAAGUCGACAAAUUAAAAUUACUACUUGCGAUACUGGGAAAGCUGAAAAUUCCACAAAUGCUUCGUCUAACGGGACUAGAUGUGCGGAUGAGGCCAAAAUUAACUGAAUGCACAGCUUCGAAUGAAUUCAAACUUCUUCUGCCUCCAAUGUUUACUGCUACAGUUGAGGAAGUGUUGAAAUUCAAAGUGAGAGAAGACGAUGUAUAUGUCAUUACAUACCCCAAGGCAGGGACAACUUGGAUGCAAGAGAUAGCAUGGCUGUUAUGCAACAACGGAAAUAUCGAUGAGGCAAAGAAACAGUCAGUCGCAAUGAGAAGCCCGAUGCUUGAAACAGUAGACUUUACUAUUAGCAAUGGGAUUCAGUCUCUAGAAACAUGGCCGAAAGAUAAGCAAAGAGUGAUAAAGACUCAUUUUCCGUACGAACUGUUACCAGAAGACAUCAAACAAGGAAAGAAAUGCAAAAUUAUUUACGUAGCAAGAAAUCCAAAGGAUUUAUGCGUUUCGUACUAUCAUUUCCAUCGGAUGAUUACAGGAAUGCCUGACCCAGGAACAUGGGAAGAAUUUCUUGCGAAAUUUUGCUCUGACAAACUAGGAUACGGAAGUUAUUUUGACCACACUUUAAAGUUUUGGGAGAAAUAUCAAGAUGACAAGCAACGUAUACACUUUGUUACGUACGAGGACUUGAAGAAAGAUCUUCGGAAAGAAGUUGAAUCAAUAGCAAAGUUUCUUGAAAAGAAGUUGUCGGAUAAACAGAUGGACGCCAUUUCGGAACAUUGUACGUUUGGCAGCAUGAGCAAAAAUAAGAGCACUAACAUGUCUGCUGCUGCAAAAUAUGGCAUGGAUCUGACAAAAUCCAAAUUUAUGAGAAAAGGAGAAGUAGGCGACUGGAAAAACCAUUUCACAAUAAAUCAAAGUUCAGCUUUCGAUACGAUGUACCAAGACAAGAUAAAAGAAACGGGAUUCGAUAUUCAGUUCGAAAUAUGAGUUCCAAGAAUUCUUCACUGAGUUAAUGUUAGCUAAAUGAAGAAGUAUAGUGAUUCAAAUCGAACGUUAAGAUUAUGUAUACGUGCUUUGACUUAUACAAAUUUACACUUUCCAUUUAAUAACAAGACUACAAACUGCUUUUAGGAAGCUAGUUUUUCUGUGUUUUGUUUUGUUCUCUCAAGCUGUUAUACCUAUCAAUAUUGAUUGCGCGAACAUUUCUGUGUGUAUCUUCUUGUUCUGUUUUUUUAAUUGAGAUGUACAUAUACAUCAAGAUUACGCAACUAAUAGUUAGUCUGUUAUAUUUGUAUAAGCAUUUAGAAGACGAUUUAAUACUUAUUACAUUUGCCGAUGCAGUUCUGACAAAUACAAGACUUUUAUAUGCAUUAAAAUUUUCAUUCACACGCAUUUUCAUUCACACGUUUUGUGUACCUACUUUCCACAUCUCCACGUUAACUAUUUUCGUGCUUGAGAAAUUAAUUUUAACUUUGGCUAAUAAAGAAAUCUUACCAAUUUUGAUA